AUUCAGACACCAUCUUUUGAGAAAGGAACAAAAGAAAAAACUGUUAAAACUGUGUGUGUGCCUCUCUCUCCAUGCUGCUUGUUUUAUCAUCACAGCAUCUUGUCAUUUAAACGAUGUGCAUAGAUAUAGCGGGCCACUGAGCUUUUUUCUAAAAUCAAUUUGAUGGAGUUCGAUCUUGAAAACCCAUUAACAAACUUCGAUGACUUCCAUGUUUCUAGUUCUGUUCCCACUUUUAUCCCUUCCUUCUUCCUUGUUGAAUCUGAUCAUAUGCCCACUGAGACUUACAUUAAGACCCUCGAAGCUAGUGAUCUUGCUACUAGUAUUAGACGAGAAGCUAUCUGUUCAAUCUGGCAGUUUUCACGCAAAUUCAGUUCUUUUUUGUCGUAUCUUGCUGUCAAUUAUCUCGACCGUUUCUUAUCAAGCCAAGGGUUACCGCAACCUGAGACAUGGGUUCUAAGACUUGUUGCAAUCUCUUGUGUCUCUUUAGCUGCCAAGAUGAACAAAUUAGAGUUUGAACUUACCCAUUUUCAGGGCGAUGGAGGUUACAUGUUUGAGGCACAAACAAUAAAGCGAAUGGAAUACGUAAUAUUGGGAGCCUUAAAAUGGAGAAUGCGUUCGAUUACUCCUUUCUCGUUCAUAUCCUUUUUUAUUUCAUUGUUCAAGCUCAAAGAUCCUCCAUUAAUGGACGUCCUCAAAGCUCGAGCUGUUGAAAUAAUUUUGGAAGCCCAAAAUGAUAUAAAGCUUUUAGAGUUCAAGCCAUCAAUAAUUGCUGCAACUGCACUUGUAUGUGCUUCCCAUGAACUUUUUCCCUCGCAAUUCCCCAGCUUUAGAAAAGCAAUUUCCUACUGUCCAUACGUAAAUAAGGAAAACAUGUUAAACUGCUACAAUUCGAUAAUCGAUAUGGGUUGGAGGUCUAACAAGGCCGAAGAUAUGGUUUCUCAGCAAUUUUCAAGUCCAGAAAGAGACAUGUUGAAGAGAAGAAAAACCAAUGAUCAUGGGAAGAACCACACGGUCCACCUCUCUCAGGUCCAACACUGUUGAUGAUAGUGGGUGAGAGGUUUGAAUCAAUGGGCUGUUUUGAGAGUGAGCCUAGCUACCUCUUUACCUUCAAAUAAGAAAUGGGAUACAAGAUCAUGAUUCUUAAUGGCUAAUCCGCUCCCUUUCUUUCUUGGUUAAGAGAGCUGAAGAGAUGAAAACCAAAGAGAAUUUUGUUUGCUUUGAUUAUUUUCCUUUCCUUUCUAUUUGGUACCAAAUAAAAACGAGGACAAAAUUGACACUUCGAAUUAUAUGGUUGGAUUUUUGUUCA
Gossypium raimondii (Peruvian cotton) is the source of this 1306-nucleotide messenger RNA. RefSeq names its product putative cyclin-D6-1. The transcript is spliced from 6 exons. NCBI's taxonomy places the organism in Eukaryota, Viridiplantae, Streptophyta, Magnoliopsida, Malvales, Malvaceae. Gene Ontology annotation, cellular component: cyclin-dependent protein kinase holoenzyme complex; cytoplasm; nucleus. The record is from RefSeq and is a predicted model, not a curated record. Gene Ontology annotation, biological process: mitotic cell cycle phase transition; regulation of cyclin-dependent protein serine/threonine kinase activity. Bases 163 to 1041 code for a protein of 292 amino acids. Gene Ontology annotation, molecular function: cyclin-dependent protein serine/threonine kinase regulator activity.